CCUAACAAGUAACAAUCGUUGUUGUGAUAACGCUAGUCGCUAAUACAAAACAGAUAUUUUUUACACUGAUAAUAUAAUAUUACUGCAUUCUUAAAAGACAAUUUUUUUAAAUUGAAUUGAAAGUAAAGGAAAUUCAAUUUAACCAAAUACAUGUACAAGUUGCAUAGUAAAAACAGGGCAAAGUAAUUUUAAUUCUCUGGAUUUUGCCUAAUUAUAGAUUAUGGUUGGCAUUGGAAGAUUGAUUCUUUUAAAUUUUCUACAUCGCCGACGUAAUAACUGUGUAUCUAACUCAAGUACAAACGAAUCAUCAGAGCAACCAGAAGGUAACAAGAAUACUGACCAAAAAUGCAGAGUUUGUCUUAAAGAGGGGUCCGUUCCCAUAUUUGGGAAUCAAUUUACAGCCGAUAUUUCUGAGAAUUUUCGUUUAAUUACUGAUAUUGAAAUAGAUCAAAACGAUGUCUUUCCAAAGUAUCUGUGUGAUGAAUGUCAUUCCAAGCUUCAAAAUGCAAUAGACUUGAGGAAUACUGCAAAAGUCUCAGACAAAAUUUUAAGGGAGUUGCCUUCAGAUACUAAUGAAGAUGCAGAUGACUUCAUAUAUGAAACUCAACCCAUUAGAAAACAAACCAAAACAACCCGCGAUGAAAGUUAUAUAUGUGUAAAAUGUGAUAAAACAUUUAGGGUAUUCGAGGAGUAUACUGAGCACAUCUCUAUAGACCAUGAAAAUGCUUCUCGCCAGUGUCCUAUUUGUAACAAGAUAUACAAAGAAAUUUACUUUAAAAGACACUUAUCUUUACAUAACAAAACACAGUUUAUUUGUGAUAUCUGCGGUAAACAUUCAUUCUUCAAAGGCGAAUUUACAAGACAUCGCCUGACACACUUCUAUCACCUUCCUUUUAAGUGUACUCUUUGUCCAUACAGGGGGAGAUUUCCAGAAUCUCUAAAAUUACAUAUGCGUACUCAUACUGGUGAAAAGCCCUAUCAAUGCACACAAUGUCCAUCACGUUUUCUAACUAAGAGUAAUCUCAAUAAACAUAGUUUAACCCAUAGAGAUAGUUAUGAUUUUAAAUGUGAGUGUUGUGGAAAGGGUUUUCAUAAUAAAAGAACAUAUGACUUACACUGUAGAAUCGAUCAUGGUGGCAUUAAGGAACAUGUUUGUAACAUAUGUAACAAAGCAUUUGGAUAUCGUAAACAAAUGAUGAAGCAUCAAUUAAAAGUACAUAAAAGAGAGAAAUUAAGGAGUGGUAGGAUGCCAAUUUAUUUACAAAUACAACAAAUGCAAAAGGAACAGCAAGAAUACAGAGAAAUAGAUAGCAUGUAAGAAAUACUGAAGCAGAAAAUUUAUCAUUUUAAUAGCUUUGCCUUAUUAGCACAUAUUUAUUAAAUAUUCUGUAUGCUACAAUGCUAUUAGAAAUCCUUAAGAAGGACACAGGUACUUAUUACAGACGGGUGGUAUCUUCCAGGCAAUCUCCUCUUAUAUAAAAGUAAUAAAAAAACUGGAUGGCACAAGAUGGCAAAACCUACAAAGAAACAAAUAAUAGAUGUAGGGAUUUUGUAUAAUAUAUACAGCUGAAUAAA
Molecule: messenger RNA, 1575 nt
Organism: Pieris napi
Lineage: Eukaryota; Metazoa; Arthropoda; Insecta; Lepidoptera; Pieridae
Product: gastrula zinc finger protein XlCGF17.1-like
Exons: 1
Coding region: 221-1318 (365 amino acids)
Biological process (GO): regulation of transcription by RNA polymerase II
Cellular component (GO): nucleus
Molecular function (GO): DNA-binding transcription factor activity, RNA polymerase II-specific; RNA polymerase II transcription regulatory region sequence-specific DNA binding; zinc ion binding
Source: RefSeq, a predicted model, not a curated record